This is a messenger RNA of Saccostrea cuccullata (small rock oyster), 1254 nucleotides long. RefSeq lists its product as uncharacterized. Lineage: Eukaryota; Metazoa; Mollusca; Bivalvia; Ostreida; Ostreidae. The coding region runs from base 105 to 929 and encodes 274 amino acids. The transcript has 6 exons. The record is from RefSeq and is a predicted model, not a curated record.
ACGAGCGUUCAAUAUCGAACGCCCCGUUGUAAACAAGAAAAUGUCGUCUGUCAAUCGUCAAUCUUUCAAAGACAAUUUUAAGAUAGGCAGUGGCAACUAGUGGUAUGUCCAAAAUGAACAGAAAAGAUGUAACCGUGCUGAUAUUGUGGAAUGUUAUUAUAUCCAACGUUGAUACUUGUACAUUUCCCGCAAUUUUGGAGGGAAAAACUUGGGAAGAUUCGGAUAAAGGACGUCCUAUAACUUUUAGCGGAAGUGACUUGUCGGGGUGGACUGUAACAUUUGGAGCUGAGACAAUAAGUAGCUGGACUUGCCUGUUUAACCAGAAUAACCUCAUUGUAUUCAAGUCCAGUUAUCAAUUUUUUCUUCCUCCUUUUCCACCACAAACAAAGCAUGUGUAUGUGUGCAUGUGGACCGUUUCCGUAGAGGCAGACAGGAUAAUUUAUUAUCUCUUGGCUGAUGAGGAUGUAGACUCCAAUACACGCUUAUUCGUCAGUGACGACAGCAGUUUAGGCGCCUGUGACGUUUGUAAGUUGGAUUUAAGUCUGGACACUUCACAGGGAAAAGCCAUGGUUACAAGUGGAAGUCCGUCCUCGGUCCCAAUACCAGCUCAAUCUGGUCCGUGUAGCGGAUGUUCAUGUACCCCAACGACUGAAGCAUCCACAACGACCGUAUUAUCUACGUCAUCCGAAGCAUCAACAACGACAACGACAUUACAACCACCACAUCAUCAACUACAUCAUCAACUACAGCGACAUCAUCAACAACCUCAUCAUCCACAACAACCACAUCAACAACAACAGCAUCCACAGAAUCUAUGUCUUCCACUGAACCUGUACCAUCCAAGAUAUCUAGAACAUCAGCAGGAAAUCAAAGUUAUACAGGAUCCAACUCCAAUGACAAUAACUCGGCUGUUCUAUACACGGCAAUAAUUAUCCCCUCUGUUCUAGCAAUAGUUCUCAUUGCAAUAAUAAUUGUGGUUGCAAUCAAGUCAAAGAAAACUAGCAAUACGAUAACAUCGUUAUCACCGGAAUGAAAAUUGAUACUGGAUGGUGUUCAGGGGAUUUAGAAAUUACCGCUUUUUGUGUUUGUAUGCAAUGAAAGUGAAUGUUGUUCAGUUGCAAAUGAUAAAAUUGGUUACAGUGAUGAGAGUCAUGAAUGACUGAAAAAUGAAAUCCUUCUUGUGAAAGAUGGAGCAUAACAUUUACCUCAUGUCUAAACUGCUGUGAUAAUUAUUGCUUGUUAUCAAGUACAUAU